AUGAAGCUCAAAUUGACAAUCCUGCUUGCAUUGGUUGGUGCCGCAUUUGCUGCUCCAUCUGACCUUCGUCGUGGACAUCAUCAUCACCACCAUCAUGGCCACAAGACAAAGGCACCUCGUACCACAAAGGGAACUACCACAUUGACUCCACCGAUCACUACUGAAGUUCCGAUUGUCGCUUCUUCAUCUGCUCCUAUUGAUGCAUCAUCUAUUAAUCCAAUUAUUGUAUCAGAUGCACCAUCUUCAUUGGCUCCUCAACCAUCUGAUGAGCCAGCGUCAUCUGGAGCACCAAGUACAGCUGAACCAGUAGUCUCUUCCGAGGGACCGUCUUCAGCACCAGUUGAGCCAUCAGAGGAUCCGUCUUCAUCAGAGCCAGCCAGCUCAGCACAACCUUCUGAUGAGCCACAACCAUCCGGACCUCCAUCUCCUGGGCCUGUUGAUCCAUCCGACGAACCUCAACCAUCAGGGCCACCAAGUCCUCCAGAGCCAUCCGAGCAGCCGAAUCCAUCAGGACCUCCAUCGCCGGGACCAGUUGAUCCAUCUGAUGGACCACAGCCACCAAAUCCACCAGGCCCCCCGGGACCAUCUGAUGAACCAUCUCCAUCCGGACCACCGUCUCCUGGGCCUGUUGAACCAUCAGAGAAUCCGCAACCAUCUGGACCACCAGCCCCGUCAGACGAACCUGAGCCAUCUGUUGGCCCUUCUGAAGAACCUCAACCUUCUGGACCACCAUCGCCAGGACCAGUUAAACCAUCAGAAAAUCCACAACCAUCAGGCCCACCAAGCCCUCCAGUUCCAUCUGAUGAGCCCCAGCCAUCAGGACCACCGGCUCCAUCUGAUCAACCCGAGCCGUCGGUUGGCCCCUCCGCAGAACCACAACCGUCAGGACCACCUUCUCCGGGACCAGUAGAACCAUCAGAGAAUCCACAACCAUCCGGCCCUCCAGCACCAUCUGAUGAACCAGAACCAUCUGGACCACCAUCUCCGGGACCGGUCGAACCAUCUGAUGAGCCUUCUCCAUCUGGCCCACCGGCUCCAUCCGACGAACCAGAACCAUCCGUUGCCCCUUCUGAUGAACCCCAGCCAUCCGGACCUCCAUCUCCAGGACCAGUUGAACCAUCAGAAGAGCCUCAACCGUCUGCUGCCCCUUCUGAUGAACCCCAGCCAUCCGGUCCACCAAGUCCUCCAGGACCACCAGGACCCCCAACAAGACGCCCUGGCCCACCAACACGUCGUCCUCCACCACCACCUCCACCAACUCGUCGUCCACCUCCUCCACCACCAACCCGUCCACCAGGACCACCAGGACCACCACAUCAUCAUGGACAUGGACAUCAUCACGGACAUCAUCAUGGCCACCAUCAUGGACGUGGAUCAGCAGAGGAAGAAGUUCAAGUUUAA
Messenger RNA from Caenorhabditis remanei, 1401 nucleotides. RefSeq lists its product as uncharacterized. Lineage: Eukaryota; Metazoa; Nematoda; Chromadorea; Rhabditida; Rhabditidae. The record is from RefSeq and is a predicted model, not a curated record. The transcript has a single exon. Bases 1 to 1401 code for a protein of 466 amino acids.